Molecule: messenger RNA, 621 nt
Organism: Ixodes scapularis (black-legged tick)
Lineage: Eukaryota; Metazoa; Arthropoda; Arachnida; Ixodida; Ixodidae
Source: RefSeq, a predicted model, not a curated record
AUGAGCGCGGGAGCGCCUGGGAGCGCCCACUGGGUUGCCUCGCAAUCCCAGCGACCCGACGAGCUCGCAAAGCGGUGCUCGGAAGACGACCCUCCCAAAGCCGACGACGCGCACUCACCUCUGUGGACAGCGAAGAAACAUCGUCGCACUGUGACAACGGCGACUAGUACACGGCAUUUAUUUUUUGUUGGCAUUCGUUUCAUAAAACCCGUCUAUAAGGAGCUUGUGACCACCCUGAAAGGCUUGACGAGCUGCGUGCUCGUAUUCAAGCUGGUGCCACGAGGUGGGCCUCUCGGGCAUGCCAGGGAGGAUGAGAGGCUGUCCCUGAACCCCCUACUAGUACAAAAAGGUGUUGCCCUCGGCGUUACCAUCGUGAAUGUCGACCACCUGUUCCUCAACCGAGGCAACAUUGUCAACCUCGACAAGCUGGCUACCGACCAGUACAACGUGUGCCGUGUCCGCGGCAUCCAGCGCCUUGAAUUUGCGCUCGGCAAGGCAUUUGCAAAACUUUAUGGUAAUUCUAUCCUUGGUGGGUGGUGUGCCCCAUUCUGACGUUUCGAAGUCCACAGUGGAGCCUGUGGCCAGUGGGGAGGUGUAUGUCUCCAAUUUGCCGGACCUUAG